Messenger RNA from Pleurotus ostreatus (oyster mushroom), 855 nucleotides. RefSeq lists its product as uncharacterized. The coding region runs from base 1 to 855 and encodes 284 amino acids. NCBI's taxonomy places the organism in Eukaryota, Fungi, Basidiomycota, Agaricomycetes, Agaricales, Pleurotaceae. The transcript has 5 exons. The record is from RefSeq and is a predicted model, not a curated record.
AUGCCGGCCCCUACUGCCCCGUCAGAUUCGAGCACAAACGACAGUACCACACCACCAGGUGGCGAUAUUCUCCACAAAGCGUCGCAGGCGGACGUAGUCAAAUUAUUAACUGUCACAAACAGACAGACGUUUGAAUGUUUAAAGGUCUUCUGCGAGAAGUAUCAGCCGUACAAGGAAAAGAGGAUAUUCCGUUCGUCGGCCACCGAGGCGAAAAGAAAGAUGUACAAAUCUGUCGUUAAGCAAGCUCUCGCUUACGCGACCACGAUCAACCUCAGUAUUGGCAUUGCCGAGAAGGGAAUGGGCAUUUCGAGGAACGCUGCAGAUGCACUAGCACUCAAGGAUGACUGUGUUGAUUGGAUUGUCCAACCUAUGCUUGACACAGCAAACCAGGCGCUCGAGGAUGUACAAGGCAUCUUGAAGAGAUUCAGGUCUAUUCGAGUAUCACUAUAUGAGACGAUGAAGGGGAUAAGCCCAAAUAACAUACCUCUACCACAAGGAGAAAAUGCUGGGGACGAGGCCCCGCAUCGUGUGACCCCCCAAGAACUGCGAAAGAUGGACGAGAACCGCCUGACUGACGUGACUUUAGCCAUUCUUGACCAUUUCAUAGACAUUGUGACGGAGUUCGUCAAUUGGUGGACUAGCUUACGGGUCGACGUAGAUCGUUUGAAGGGCACCAUCGAAUACUACGCAAAACAUCCAGAAAUCAGUGAACAGGUUCGCCAGCGUUGGAUUGCGAUGGAAGGCCAUUAUCAAGCGUAUCAUUCCGAGAUUGCAAGCCAACAGGAUUAUUACAAUGACAUCUUGAAGGAUACGAUCCCGAAGACAGUGAUUCAACGUUUAUUUGAGUUUCAUUGA